UAAAUAAAAAUAUUGAGACGUACAGAUUUACGAGUGAAACCAUCUAAGAUUCAUUGUACGGAAACUCAAUCAAACGAAAUUAUAAAUUAUUAAGAAAAAUAAAAUGGAAGACGCGAUUCCUCCAGAAAACAAUGUAAUAAAGCCAUUCAGUUGUGAUGAAAAUUUGAUUAUCGAUCUCCAGAAUACUUAUUCUUCAAUGAACAAGAGUUUAGAUGAUAUUAAUGAAAUCAAUAAUUUAAAAGACAUAAUAGUAGGAAUAAUUCAUAAAAGGGAUUUACAACGAAAUGAAAUUGAUUUAGCUUUCAAAAUAUAUUAUAGAACUUUACAAAAAUUAAAAAUACGCACAGAUACAGAAUUUUUUGAAAACUUAAAUAAAUGUUCAUUUAACCAUCAACCCUUUAUUAUCAACGCUAUAAUCAUAACAAAUUUUCAGAAGCAUCUUGAAAAAGACAGUUUAAUAGAAAUAUGCAACAAAAUAUUUUUGAGAUGCGUAUUAGAAAAUUCGAAAAAUUUGAUUGUAAUUUUAAAAGCUAUGAAUUUAUUAAAUAAAAGAUAUCCAGAAUCUAAAUUUAAUAUAUCACUGGAUAAUGUAUAUUUUUGUCUUCAAAAUAAUACAAGUUUUCGGAUACGAGAUGAAAUUUUACAACUUUUUGAACGUUAUGUUCAGCGAUCACCAGAAGAGGCAUGUGAAAUAGUUUUUAUAGUUCUGAAUUAUAUGCCAUGGACAAACAAAAAUAAAUUUUAUAUAUUAUCAAUCAUUUUUAAAGUAUAUUCAUAUGAAUUUGUAAAAACAAGGGUUGAAUUUGAAAAUGAAGAAUUUUUUGAAGGCAUUCGUCUAGCUUUAACUUUCAAGCACUUAUUUUCUGCGGCACAAUGUUUAAUUAGAAGUUUAAAUAAUUUAAGUAAUGAAAUUUUCAUAGAAUUUAUUUUAAAAUUAUUCGAAAAUGCAUCUGAAAAAGAGAUGGUCAAUUUGAAUUCCCAGUGGUGGAAACAUAUUGAAAAUCGUGAACAAAUAUAUUUUAAAUUAAAUAUGGACAAUAUUUUUCGAAAUGUAACUCAAUCAUCAAGUGGUACCUAUCGAAAUAUUUUAAUUUGUUAUUUAUUUAGAAGUAAUAUUCUUAAGUCGGAUGAAAACACAUUCUACAAAAUAUUAAUAUAUUUCAUUGACCAUUAUGGAAAGUUCGACGAGAAGGCGCAAUUAUUUAUUUACAAAUUCAUAACAGAUACUUUAUCCAAUGUGAAUUUAAUGGAAAGAUAUGGAUUAUUUAAUGACAUAAUGAAUUUUUUUGUAGGAUUUUUUAAAGUCAACAUUUAUACUUCUUUGCCAGAUUUUCGGCAAUCUAUACUAGAAAAAGUACCUGAUAUAAUUAAUUUUGCUUCAAAGAUCUUACAUUGGGCUUCCGAUACAGCUUCAGCGAAAUCUGUGCAGCUUAUAAAUGAAAUUGAAAUAUUUUUUCGUAACAUUAUAGAAAUUUAUGAAUGUGGAAUUUCAUUAUCAAACGAAUACCAACCAAUAAUUUUUUCUUUGAAACUAUUUAAUCAAACACUAAAAACCAUUUAUUUAAAACCAGAAAGAAUCAACGUUAAAAAUUUAACAAAUCAAAAGCUAAUAGAAUUUUUAAAUGAAAAAUCGAUAUUUGAUUUUAAAAAAGUUCAAAUUCAACUUCUGCAAUUACUUGAUAAUGAUUUAGUUCAAUAUGAUGAUGUUCAGGCUAUUACUGUCAAUAUAAUCAACUCAAUCAAUUUAAUAAGCAGUGAAUCGCCAGAUUAUGAAGCAAUUUUGGAAAAUUGUAAAAUAAAAUGCAAAAGCUUGGAAUAUAAUAAAUGUUGUAAGGCUUCAAUAAUUGCUUCACUUAUAGUUGAUAAAAACUUAGAUGCUAACAAUCGUUUAUAUGAAUUUUGUAUAAAUAAUUUGUCGAACUCUUUUAAAAACUUUGAACAAGAUCCACUCCUCAUGUGCAAAACUGUACAUCACCUAUUUGGUUUCAUUAAUUGUUUGAAUAUUUUAUUUUCUACUGAGAAACAAAAAUAUUUGUUUGAAGAUUAUGAAAAUGUAAUUGAAAUAUGUUUUGAUAUAAAUAAAAUUAUAUUAAAAUUAUUGAAAAUCGCUAACGAAAAUAUUGAUGAAAAUACUUCUGCUAGUUUUGAAAUAAUGGAUGAAAGCUUAGACUUAUUGCUUCAAAAAUCAAAAAUUAAGACAGAUAAUAGCAUAUUAGAUCGUAAAUUACUGUUAUUGUCUUUUUGGACAACAUUAAAGGCUACCUGUGAUAUGGCUACCACUAUAGGUAUAAACUUAUUUAACUUAGAGAAAGAAGACUGUUUAAAACUAGAUUUGUUUGAAAAAUGUUUGGACAUUAAUAUUAACGUUUUAUGUAAAUGUCGACAUAAGGGAGCUAUUGAAGCUGCUGGUAUUUCAUUAGGUAUUCUUGUAAAGCAUACAACAAAUUUAGUAAACAAUAGAUCCAAAUUUUACAAAAAACUUUUUAAAUGUUUUGAUAUGCUGUUCAGUAACGUUAGUAAUAAUAGUUUAACUCGAAGAGGAGCUGGCUUAUCUAUAAUGCUUCAUCAUUUAUUGAAAAAUGAUAUGGACAAAUCUAAGUUACUGUUUUAUCAUGGAAUGAAAAUUAUUAUGUCACAUGUUCAAAAAAAUGAAACACCAAUUGAAGAAGCUGUAUUGAUAUCAACUAAUGGAGAAAAUUUUGAUGCUUUAAUGUUGCAUUAUUUGUGCGUUUUAGUUAAAGAUACAGAAUUAAAGGAUUACGUAGCCGAAUUCUAUGAUGAUAUUAUGAUGGCUGCAAUUAAAAGAAUAGAGCAUCGAGAAUGGUGUGUCAGAAAUGCAGCAUUACAAUUAUUUGGUGGUAUAGUACCCAAAAUGGUUGGUCAAAAGCAAUCAAGUGAUAUUGAAACGCCACUUGUAUUGUACUCAAGUGAAGUGACACUCAGAGAAAUUUCAAUUAAAGUACCAAAAACUUUGUUCUAUAUAUUGAAGUAUUGUUAUAAUAUCUGUAAUGAUACAACAUUUAGAAACCAAAAAUCUUAUAGCACUAUAAUACUUUUUUUAGAAUUUCUUUCAAACAUCGAAUAUUUGAAAUUAAACUUUAGUAAUAAUAACACUCAUACCGAGGAAAUUUUAUUGCAAUAUCGUGAGUUAUUUUGGAAACUUUUAAGUCAUAAAUGCGAAAAAAUUAGAAAAUUAUCUGCAACUUGUUUGGUUUCAUUUCAUGAUCUUAAUGAUGAAAUUAUGAAUUUAAUUUUAAGUCUUAUAAAAACAUUUAAUAUUAUUUCAGAACCUAAUUUUGAACAAGGUUUAUUAUAUGCUUUAAUUAGCGGAAUCAAUAAGAUAAAAAAUGGAAAGUAUUUAAAUAAAAAUUAUGAAGAAUCUUUUCUACUUUUCCGAACUUAUUUCAUAGACAAUUUCAGGAGGAAAAAAUUAUCAUAUUAUAAAUAG
Molecule: messenger RNA, 3448 nt
Organism: Condylostylus longicornis
Lineage: Eukaryota; Metazoa; Arthropoda; Insecta; Diptera; Dolichopodidae
Exons: 6
Coding region: 104-3448 (1114 amino acids)
Biological process (GO): tRNA methylation
Cellular component (GO): cytosol
Source: RefSeq, a predicted model, not a curated record